CUAGUAGGCCUACAACCUAUGCACCGCAGUCCGUCCACCAUGCGGGACAUGGCCCUGUCACAGUGGGACCAUGUCUGAAGAUCGGUGGUCCCAUGUUUGAAGACUGCUGUCCUUGGUCCCACUCCCAUGUCUGAAGAUGGGAGAUCCCGACGUGAGAGCCAGCCGCCCGCAGCUCGCUGCCCUCCGACGGCCCACAAUGCAACGCGAGGCUAGCGUGUUCCCAGUGUGCGGAGAAGAAAACAACAGCGUUAGCGCGCCUCCACAACAGGCUAGCGGCACGGCGACGAGCUACACGGACCGCGACGACGACCAGGACUCACCAAGGGACACGCGUUUGUCUCAAACGACCUAGUAUUAGUCAAAUGGUGCGAGUACUUUAAGUGUUGCGAACAUUAUCAAACCCCCGAGGACAUUUAAAAGCUUAUAUUUCGUGGGGAUUCGUAUUCGCAGGCUAGCUAGCUCGCUAGCUACCCGCGUCUCUAUGUUCGAGUCUGUUCCGACCGCGGCGGUGGCUGCAGCGGCGGUGCCAUGAACAGUGGACUCCCCGCUUCAGCUGCUCCGCUCGGAGGUGUCGCACUGCCCAACGUCAAGGUGAAGUUCUGCCGAUAUUACGCUAAAGACAAGACGUGCUUUUAUGGGGACGAGUGUCAAUUUUUACACGAAGAGACAUCCAUGGCAAGCAUGUCACUGCACGGUGGCGGCGGGAGCCCCGUCCCGUUAUCUAUGGCCGGUGGUGGAGCCGUGACGGCGGCGGGGUUUUCCCUCGCUGGUCCAGCGGCGGCCUGCCCAGGUGGCGCUGGAACCAAUGUCUCAAAAAAGAGCGAACCCAUGGGGCCUGCAGGCACGCCUCUGGACGGACAGUUAUUGACCAUCCCAGGGAUGGAGGGCGGAACCCUGACUGAUGCCAAUCUUACCAACUCUUACUUCAGCAGCAGCUUUAUUGGCGUCAAUGGGUUUGGAAGCCCGGCAGAAUCAAAGUACUCGAUGAUGCAGAGAAUGACCAGCAGCAGCAGCUCCCCCAGUCUCCUCAACGAUGGUGCCAAGAACUUCAGCCACAGUGCUCAAGAUCCGGUGUCUUCCCCUGCAUCCUCCCUCUUCAGUGAUUUCGGUGCUCUUAGCAUAUCACAACGGAGGAAGGCUCCAAACCCUACAGCGAGUGAGUUCAUUCCUAAGGGAGCGCCCCGUAUGGCCGCCAUGGCCAGCGCCCCCGCCUUCCCCUCCCCGCUUUUCCCCCACCCUGGGCUGGGCGGCUCCACCACGGCGGCCCUGGCUCCAGGGAUGUCUCUCUCAGCCGGCUCCUCCCCCCUCCAUUCCCCGAAGAUCACGCCCCAUACCUCGCCCGCCCCCCGCAGGCGGAGCCACACCCCCAAUCCUGCCAACUACAUGGGGCCCACGGCCGCAGCCGACCAGGGCCCUCACAUCAUCCAGAAGGAGACGGUGGGAGGCACCACCUACUUCUACACGGACAACACCCCCGCCCCCAUCAGUGGGAUGGUGUUUCCUAGUUACCACAUCUACCCCCCCACUGCGCCUCACGUAGCCUACAUGCAGCCCAAGGCCAACGCGCCCUCCUUCUUCAUGGCGGAUGAGCUCAGACAGGAGCUGAUAAACAGGCAUCUCAUUACCAUGGCCCAGAUUGACCAAUCAGAGAACCCAGGUGUUCCCUCUGAGGUGGACAGCUACCACAGCCUGUUUCCCCUGGAGCCCGUGCCCCCGCCCAACCGCAUGCAGAAGACCAGCAACUUCAGCUACAUCACGUCGUGUUACAAGGCCGUCAACAGCAAGGACGACCUGCCUUACUGCCUGAGGCGGAUACACGGUUUCCGUCUGGUGAACACAAAGUGCAUGAUGCUGGUUGACAUGUGGAAAAAGAUCCAGCACUCCAACGCCGUCACACUGAGGGAGGUCUUCACCACCAAGGCCUUUGGAGACCACUCGCUGGUCUUUUCCUAUGACUUCCACGCGGGUGCUGAGACCAUGUUCAGCCGGCACUUCAACGACCCCACCGCAGACUCCUACUUCACCAAGAGGAAGUGGGGUCAACACGAACCGCCGCCUCCCCGGCAGCACGCCGGCCUGCUCCCAGAGUCCCUGAUCUGGGCCUACAUCGUCCAGCUGAGCUCCGCCCUGCGCACCGUCCACACCGCCGGCCUGGCCUGCCGCGUCAUGGACCCCAGCAAGAUCCUCAUAACCGGCAAGACCAGGUUGCGGGUGAACUGUGUCGGCGUGUUUGAUGUCUUAACCUUCGAUAACAGUCAGACCAAUCACCUUGCCCUGAUGCCACAGUACCAGCAAGCAGACCUGAUCUCCCUUGGCAAGGUUGUGCUGGCGUUGGCGUGCAACUCUCUGGCGGGCAUUCAGAGGGAGAACCUGCAGAAGGCCAUGGAGCUGGUGUCCAUCAACUACUCCUCCGACCUCAAGAACCUCAUCCUGUACCUGCUGACGGAGCAGUCUCGCCUGCGAAGCGUGAAUGACAUCAUGCCCAUGAUAGGUGCCAGGUUCUACACACAGCUGGACGCCUCCCAAAUGCGCAAUGAUGUCAUCGAGGAGGACCUGGCUAAGGAAGUGCAGAACGGGCGUCUCUUCCGCCUGCUGGCCAAACUGGGCACCAUCAACGAGAGGCCAGAGUUUCAAAAGGACCCCUCGUGGUCUGAGACGGGCGACCGCUACCUGCUGAAGCUCUUCCGGGACCACCUGUUCCACCAGGUGACGGAGGCCGGGACGCCCUGGAUUGACCUCAGUCACAUCGUGUCCUGCCUCAACAAGCUCGACGCGGGCGUGCCAGAGAAGAUCAGCCUGGUGUCGCGCGACGAGAAGAGUGUGCUGGUAGUGACCUACUCCGACCUGAAGCGCUGCUUCGACAGCACCUUCCAGGAGCUGCAGGGGGCAGCCACCGGGCCCCUGUAGUGGCCCGACUCCUCCAGGCCCCCAGGGGCCCCCUGGUCCCGGAGCACACUGUUGCACUACGCUGGAUGACCCGCCUGGUGGGGAUGAACCAUCAGCGUGGCCAGGGAGGGGGGCGGGGUGCUGAACUCAGUCACAUACACUGACGCUGGCCGCCCGAGGCUUUUCUAAAGUGUCUUUUUUAGUUUCUUAAACCCCACAGCUGAGAAAUUUUGGAGAAACAAAAAAGGCAAAAAAAUUGGACACAUGUGGAAGCUGUGAUCAUGUACCUUUUCUUUGAUCCGGGGGAACAAACAUUGAGAAACAAACUUUGUGGUUUUGGACAUUUUUUCCUGCUUUUAUCGUUUGUUUCUAUAUUUGGGGUUUAUUUUCUGCAGAGGAUGCACUAAGGUUUUAAUUUUUUUGGUUGAAUCUCUUGGUUAUUUUUUAUGACAUGUGCGCGUGGCCUACAUGGUGAACAGACGGCUGGUUUAUGACACGGACAUCAACAUGAAAUGGAACAGAGGAUUUAGACAAGGACAAAAAUGGACAACCAAUCCAAUGCCAUCUUUCAACUGAUGGCAUCCCUCUUCCGACCAGGGGAACCACACCAAUGUUUUUGUGACGCACUAGGGCACGCCACUCAAUGGCUAUCAUGGGAGGGCGCUUUAUUUCCUUCAUUUUUAAGGGCCAACUGAUCCUCGUCCCGGCAGUUGGUUCCUUCCUCCUGAAGAAACGGGACAAACCACUGGACUGGGGGGGAGGCGGGGCAUGUUAGCAAACAUGGAUUUGAUUGCUUAGUUACAGUGAUGUGUGUGUGUGUGUGUGUGUGUGUGUGUGUGUGUGUGUGU
Messenger RNA from Gadus chalcogrammus (walleye pollock), 3734 nucleotides. It is a transcript of the gene pan3, whose product is annotated as poly(A) specific ribonuclease subunit PAN3. Gene Ontology annotation, cellular component: PAN complex; P-body. Bases 529 to 2907 code for a protein of 792 amino acids. Gene Ontology annotation, biological process: mRNA processing; nuclear-transcribed mRNA poly(A) tail shortening. The record is from RefSeq and is a predicted model, not a curated record. The transcript has 18 exons. NCBI's taxonomy places the organism in Eukaryota, Metazoa, Chordata, Actinopteri, Gadiformes, Gadidae. Gene Ontology annotation, molecular function: poly(A) binding; metal ion binding.